Molecule: messenger RNA, 3725 nt
Organism: Miniopterus natalensis
Lineage: Eukaryota; Metazoa; Chordata; Mammalia; Chiroptera; Miniopteridae
Gene: SLC6A15
Product: solute carrier family 6 member 15
Biological process (GO): sodium ion transmembrane transport; L-leucine transport
Cellular component (GO): plasma membrane
Molecular function (GO): proline:sodium symporter activity
Source: RefSeq, a predicted model, not a curated record
GCCGCUGGAAGCGUGGGAAGGUUUGAUAUUUAAGUUCCUGAACAAAGGAGUUUUCUGUCUCUUGGCUCUCUUGCUCCUCUUGCUCUCUUGGGACGCCUGUUGCAGGGGGUCCACUCCCCGGCAUUCACCCACAUGGCUCAUGGCCACGUGGACCCCACACAGCGGACUGAUGGAUUACAGCCAGCCUGAUGCUGUGCCUGGAAUGGAAACGUUGGACACUGGCUUUGCUUCUAGCUCCGCUGAAGCCCCAGCUGCACCUUUUCCAGGACUGGUUUAAGGGGAAUUGGACUUUGGAAACCAAAGGAUAUAACUAUAUGCAAAUAAACCUUUCUGCCACAUCUCAUUCUCCCAUAUACCUACAGAAUAUUGGACACACAGAUCCAGGAUACAUAAGACUUUAUCACCUUGAAUCAAGGAUUUAUUUUGAUACCUUCCUCUGUCUUUUCUUCAUACCAACUAAAUUAUUUUUAAAAAGAAUUAACAAAUUUGCCAUAAAGAAAUUGUAAAAAAAUAAUACAACCCACACUUUCCAAUGCCUAAGAAUAGCAAGGUGGUAAAGAGAGAAUUAGAUGAUGAUGUUAUUGAAUCUGCCAAAGACCUUCUUUCCUAUGAAGACCCAGCUGAUGAUGUUUUUAAGAAAACUGAACUAACUAUUGAUGUCCAAGAAGGGAAAAAUACAGAUGCUAAAAGGCAAUCUGGAGUCGAAGAUGAAAGACCAGCUUGGAACAAUAAGCUACAAUACAUCCUGGCCCAAAUUGGAUUUUCUGUAGGUUUAGGGAAUGUGUGGCGAUUCCCAUACCUAUGUCAGAGAAAUGGGGGUGGUGCAUAUCUUUUGCCAUAUUUUAUACUGCUUAUCAUAAUAGGUAUUCCACUUUUUUUUCUGGAACUUGCUGUGGGUCAAAGAAUUCGGCGAGGAAGCAUCGGUGUGUGGAAUUACAUAAGCCCUAAACUAAGUGGCAUUGGAUUUUCAAGUUGUGUAGUGUGCUUUUUUGUGGCCCUCUAUUACAAUGUCAUCAUCGGCUGGAGUUUGUUUUAUUUUUCCCAGUCUUUUCAGCACCCUCUACCUUGGGAUGAGUGUCCUUUGGUGAAAAAUGUUUCACAUACUUUUGUAGAGCCAGAAUGUGAAAAAACUUCCUCCACCACCUAUUACUGGUUCAGAAAAGCACUGGAUAUUUCCAGUUCCAUUUCUGAUGGUGGUGGCUUAAACUGGAAGAUGACCGUCUCCUUGUUGGUUGCCUGGCUCAUGGUUUGCUUGGCUAUGAUCAAAGGCAUUCAGUCUUCUGGAAAAAUCGUAUAUUUUAGCUCUCUGUCCCCAUAUGUGGUACUUUUUUGCUUCCUAAUCAGAGCACUCUUUCUACAGGGUUCAGUUAAUGGCAUCCUCUACAUGUUCACCCCUAAGCUUGAAAUAAUGCUGGAUCCCCAAGUCUGGAGAGAGGCUGCUACUCAGGUGUUCUUUGCUCUAGGUCUGGGAUUUGGUGGUGUCAUUGCCUUUUCAAGCUACAACACGAAAGACAACAACUGCCAGUUUGAUGCUGUACUGGUGUCCUUCAUCAAUUUUUUUACUUCUAUCUUGGCAACAUUGGUGGUGUUUGCAGUUCUGGGCUUCAAAGGAAAUAUCAUAAAUGAGAAAUGCAUUGCAAGAAAUUUGAAAAUGAUUAUAACAUAUAUAAAAAUGGGCAACAUUAGUCAAGAUAUUAUUCCCCAUCGCUUCAAUUUAUCAGCUAGUACUGCACUCGAAUAUCACGAAAUUUAUGACAUCAUUAAAAAAGUGAAAGAUGAAGAGUUUCCUGCCCUUAAUCUUGAUUCCUGUAAUAUCGAAGAUGAACUAAAUAAAGCUGUUCAAGGAACUGGUUUAGCUUUUAUUGCCUUUACAGAAGCGAUAUCACGUUUCCCUGCUUCUCCCUUCUGGUCGGUGAUGUUCUUCCUCAUGCUGAUAAAUCUAGGGCUCGGCAGCAUGUUUGGAACCAUGCAAGGGAUCAUCACACCUCUUGUGGACACCUUCAAAGUGAAGAAAGAAAUUGUUACUGCUCUCUGUUGUCUUCUGGCAUUUUCUGUUGGCCUGAUAUUUGUGCAACGCUCUGGAAAUUACUUUGUUACGAUGUUUGAUGAUUAUACUGCUACGCUGCCUCUUUUAAUUAUAGUCAUUUUUGAGGUUAUUGCUGUAUCCUUUAUCUAUGGCAUAGAUAAGUUUAUGGAAGACCUAAAAGAUAUGAUGGGCUUUGCUCCCAGCAUAUAUUACUACUAUAUGUGGAAAUAUAUUUCCCCUCUAGUGCUAUUGUCACUGCUGAUAGCUUGUGUUGUGAAUAUGGUACGGACCCCUCCUGGCUAUAACGCAUGGAUUGGAGAAACGGCAUCUGAGGAAUUUCUGAGAUUUCCAACGUGGGCAAUGGCUGCCUGUGUCUCUCUGAUGUGCCUAGGACUACUCCCCAUCCCGGUUGUCUUCAUCUUUCAUCGCUGCAACUUUAUAGAGGAUAGUUCUGGUAAUUUAGCCUCUGUGACCUAUAAGAGAGGAAGGGUGCUAAAGGAGCCUGUAAACUUAGAGGGAGAUGAUGCAAGCCUCAUUCAUGGAAAGAUACCAAGUGAGAUGUCAUCUCCGAAUUUUGGUAAAAAUAUUUAUCGGAAACAGAGUGGAUCACCAUCUUUGGAUACUGCUCCAAACGGGCGAUAUGGAAUAGGGUAUUUGAUGGCAGAUAUGCCAGAUAUGCCAGAUAUGCCAGAAUCUGACUUGUAGCUGGGGAGUGGGAAAUCGGUGGGUUUUAUUUGGUUCAUUUUUAUCAAUGAACAUUGGCUCCACGAAGAGAAGUUUACGCUUCACUUAUCAGAGGGUGAUCUCAGGUGUUCCAUGGCUGUGAUCUUUAAUCCUAACAGCGUGUGUAAAUUCAGCUAGAGUAUUCUUUUUUAUUCUUCAGUUUACAUUUGCACAGUAAGAGUUGUAGACAAAGCUUACAGUGACUGAGGUUCAUGUUCAUCAGAAUUUUUAAAAAACACUUUUGGUGAUUUUUCAAGUAUUUCUAUCUCUGAAAAAACACACACAGGUGUUACUUCAGUUUCUAAUAAUUUCUGGAUGUAACAGUAUUUGCAGUUCAAUAAUGGUAUACUUUAAACUGCAUAAGUUUGCCUUCAGGGUAACACUCCGUAUUACAAUGAACAGUUCUGUAAGUCGGCGCCUCAGCACAUUUCCACGACUGUAUUGUGUAGAUAGGCUGUACUUAUUUUGGUUGCGUUGGUACCUUGUUAGGCAAAUAGUUGAAGAAAACUGCAAAAUAUUUUCUUAUGUAGUAGCUGUAUAGAGAAAUAGUAUCAAAGAAUAAGAAAGCACUAAUGUUGGGAUGAAAGGUUAUAUUCAGAGGUGACUAAGGAUUAUGUGUAUGACGGCUGUAUAUUCUGUGUAAAAUAUGUGUGAAAAUGAUCUAAGUAUGAGUCACUUGGCACUCUCAAGAAUUAUGCAGAUUCUGCAUUUUUCUAUGCCAUGUGCCUAAAAAACCUACUUAAUAUUUAUUGUGGAUUCAAGAUUACUCAUAGUAUAUUUAUAUAAUAUACUUGCAGUGUAUAUAGAUGUAUAUUAGUACUCUAAGUACUAAUUUGAAAACUUGAAGCAAGAUAGCAUUUUAUUUCAUAUCUUUCUGUUUUGCUUCUGUUUUAUGCAAAUAUAAAUCCUUUUUUAAGUGAUUGUUAAAAUUGUAUGGCAUUACAUUUUAAUCUACAAAUAAAAUUUUAAAAUGACA